Messenger RNA from Caenorhabditis angaria, 456 nucleotides. Lineage: Eukaryota; Metazoa; Nematoda; Chromadorea; Rhabditida; Rhabditidae. The record is from the annotation of a GenBank genome assembly.
AUGUCAACAAUCCUUUCUCUCCUUCUUCUUCUUCUAACAAUAUUUUGCCACACGGCAUCCGAUCAAUCCCGUCGAAAAUACGAUCAAAAUACCGCUAGGAAAUUAUACGAAACAAUUUUGAAUGCCAAUGAUACUUCUGAACUUCGUCAGAUUAUGCGAGAACCUUUCACCACCGUAGAUUGUCACGGUGCAAAUGAAACUCACGAGGGAGAAGACUACGAUAACCUUUUGACAGGUUUGAUUGAUGAACAUUUUGAAAAGGGUCUGAGCCGUAAAUUUACACUUGUUUACUCCAAAUUGAUCGAUCAGGGAAUCGAAUUUAUGGUCUGGAGAUCGCUGAAAAACGACGAGGAUAGUAUACUCAUAGGGUUCAAAUUCAUAGCUUUGGAGAAAAGUGAUGGGCUGAAAAUUGAGAAUAGCACUAUGACGUGUAAUGUAUUUGAAGUUGAAUAUUAA